This is a messenger RNA of Coregonus clupeaformis (lake whitefish), 4104 nucleotides long. RefSeq names its product immunoglobulin superfamily DCC subclass member 3-like. The transcript has 13 exons. Lineage: Eukaryota; Metazoa; Chordata; Actinopteri; Salmoniformes; Salmonidae. The record is from RefSeq and is a predicted model, not a curated record. Gene Ontology annotation, cellular component: plasma membrane; axon. The coding region runs from base 1 to 2163 and encodes 720 amino acids. Gene Ontology annotation, biological process: cell-cell adhesion; axon guidance. Gene Ontology annotation, molecular function: protein binding.
AUGCUCCUCUUCUCUCUCCCAGUGUUGGGCAGUGCCUCUGAGCUGGCCUUCCUGAAGGAGCCCAAUGAUGUCAUCGCGGUGCGUGAACGGCCCCUGAUGCUGGACUGCCAGGUGGAAGGGGAGGGGCCUAUCUCUGUGACGUGGCGGCGUAACGGCGUGCCCAUUCCCAUCGGGCUGAAGGCUAGCGUGUUGGCCAACGGAACUCUCCUGAUCAAGAGCUUCCAGAAGAGGAGAGAGAGCAACGAGACGGACGCUGGGGAGUAUGACUGUGCUGCCCAGAACCACUAUGGCAUGUUGAUCAGCCGCAAGGCCAGGGUUCAGCUGGCAUCUCUCCCUAAGUUCCACAUACACCCAGAGUCCAUGUCGGUGGAUGAGGGUGGUGUUGCCAGACUGACCUGCCAGGUGAACGGCAUCCCAGAGGCCAACAUCUCCUGGGAGAAAAACAGAACCGCUUUGAAUACUGACGAUAACAGGUACACCAUCCUGCCCACAGGGAUCCUGCAGAUAACCGGUGUAAGGCGGUCUGACAGUGGUGUGUAUCGCUGCGUAGCCUCCAACAUCGCUAACACUCGCUACAGCCACGAGGCCCAGCUCACUGUCACUGUGGCAGCUCCACGGAUCUACAAGGAGCCGGUGAUUCUGUCGGGUCCUCAGAACCUGACCAUCACUGUGCACCAGACUGCCAUCUUGGAGUGCAUCGCCACUGGCAACCCUCGACCCAUCGUGUCCUGGAGUCGGCUGGACGGGCGCUCCAUCGGGGUGGAGGGUAUCCAGGUGCUGGGUACGGGGAACCUGAUGAUCUCAGAUGCCAACCUGCAACAUUCUGGGGUGUACGUGUGCUCUGCCAACCGCCCUGGCACCAGGAUGAGGCGUACCGCGCUGGGUAGACUGGUGGUGCAGGCUCCUCCUGAGUUUUUGCAGUGGCCGCAGUCUGUCUCCAGACCAGCAGGGAGCAGUGCAGUGUUCACCUGUAUGGCCCAGGGUGUCCCCGAGCCUCACCUUAUCUGGCUGAAGAACGGCAAAAUCCUGACGCCUGGUGACAACGUCAAGCUCACCAACAAUAACAGUACGCUGGCGGUAACGCGCAUCACCACGGAGGACGAGGCCAUCUACCAGUGUAUUGCUGAGAACAGCGCUGGCACCAACCAGGCCAGUGCCCGCCUGGCCCUCACCCAGUCCACGGAGUUGCUUGAGGCCCCCCAGGACCUGACGGCCAUGGCCCUGUCCCCCACCACCCUGCAGCUCACCUGGGCCCAGCCCUCCCCAGAGGUCACCGACGGCAUCAUCGGAUAUGUGCUGCACAUCCGCAUGUUUGGCGAGCCAGACAGCAGAGAGCUGCAGGAGGCCGUCAGUAAGACCACCUUCCAGCAUGAGUUCACCACCCUGGAGCCGGCCACCACCUACUCCAUCUACCUCAAGGCCUACUCCCCUCUGGGAGCCAGCCAGCAGUCCAGCACUGUUGUGGCUACAACACUAGGGGGCGUACCCAGUUCUCCCAGUUUCUUCACCAAGGUGCUGAACAAGACGGCAAUGCAGGUGUUCUGGGAGCUGCCCAGUAAGCCGGGCAAGGUAGAGGGCUUCAAGCUGUCCUACCGCAAGGUCCCCCAGCCCAACUUCCAGGGGCAGGAAGCAUUUCCUGGUCACAUCAACACCCACACCAUCUCCCAUCUAGAACCCGCUGCUGUGUAUGAGAUCCAACUGGUGGCCUACAACGGCAAUGGGGACAGCGCUGCCAACAAGCGUCUGGUUUCACUGGCUGAGAGUGGUACCAGCGCCAAGACCAGCACCGGUGGGCAGAGCCCAUGUAAUUGCAGGCAGGAUGACGAGGGGUCAAUGACUGGCAUUGUGGUGGGAAUCCACAUUGGCAUGGUAUGCAUCAUCUUCUGUGUGCUGUUCCUCAUGUUUGGCUACCGCCGCAGCUUCUUCUGCAGGAAGGGGACCCAAGAUGGCUGGUCAGGGCCCCGAGGAGGAGACAGGAACCAGCGGGCUGGCUCACCAAAAGAGGGGGUGAUCCGCAUGCCCGAGGUCAUUGAAUUAGUGCCUCAGAGAUGUGACUCUAUCACUGCUCCAGUGAUGGUUGUUAAAGGUCAAGCCCUCCCAGCGCAGUGCCAAGUCCUCAUCGAGCAGCCCCCACCAUGCCAGCCUGGCACAGGCACCGGCUAAAGCACCCAAACACCACUCCACUUACCUCCCCCAACCCCAGUCCCUUUACCCUGAAAAAUGAAUGGCUGUUCUAUGGUUCCUCCACCUCACCUGCCCACCAACGCCUUAGCCAUAGUCUGCCUAUUGCAGCGUCCAGCCAUAGUUCUAGCACUGAAUGAGAGAGAGAGAUUGAGAAUGAAAUUGAGAGUAAGAGAUGAUGUGUUGAGGACUUCUGUUGAAUGUCCAAUACCACAAAGGAAAAAAGGUAUUUCAUAAUAGCUUCAAGUAAAAACAAAGUAGAACCAAUGUAGUCAUGAGUAACUAUUGAGAUUUUAACCCCAUUUCAAGUCAACUUACUGUCUUGUGUCUUUUACACCAAAGCUGAAAGCCUUAUUUUAACAUUUUAUUUUUAGUUCCAUGGAAAUGUAUUGAUAGCCAUAGAGGAAAUGGGCACAGACCAUUUAUUAUUCAAAAUGCUGCUUGCUCAUCUCUGAAGAAAACUGCAAAUUACUAUAGUCCUUAUAUAUUCUGUGUGGUAUUGGACAUUGUGCAUCUUCUUAAAACCAAAACCCAUAAAUAGCUUCAUUUUAUGUAAUUUUAAGUUAAUCGCCAAUGGUGCCAUUUUCAGGUUCUGCCAAAAACAGAUAGAUAUACUGAGGCCUUUUACCAGUUUGAACAGUGAACAUGGCUCUCAGAUGAUUAGAUGUUGAGCUUGAGUCAAUGGAUGAGAUAGAAAGUCUAUUAGUCUCCAUCUUACAUUGAGGCCAGUACCAAAGUGAUUUCUGUGUUCAGCUUGUGAAACAGUAGAUAUAGUGAAUGUUGUCAGUCGAUAGGUUUUCUCUGGUUAGCUCCACAAGAUUGUACCUCAGGGCUACGUAACGUGGUCUGCUUUAGCCUUGCCGAACCUGACUGAGUUGAUAGUUUGUCUCACCGUGUUAGCCUUGAGGCGGUCCGGUGUCAAGGGAUCACAGAUUCAGCCAUUUUUGUUCAACCCCUAUCCCAAACUCUUUGUUACAUUUCUGCUCCCCCACCAAAACGUUUUACCUCCAAAGAUAGCUACCUCAGCCUGACGAGAACGUCAGAGCUAUCAAGGUAACCAUUUUGCCUGUCGUGCUGCUGGUCAAGCAUACCUACCUCAACCAAAAGGGUACUUCUGUACCCCCUUUUCCUUUUUCUUUUUGGGUGCCAAUGUCAGUCCUGUGCCAGCUGCCACUCCUUGUGUUCAGAGGGUGGUACACUCUUCGAUUACUUCCUGUCAAGAAAAGAAGGAGGCCUUGGAUUGUGAUUGAAUGUCACUGGGCCCAAUUUCUACCCAGAAUGUAACUGGUUGGAUCUGUGGGUCUGCAAGUUCACUUAUGUUGUUUGACAUUGUAUGAUUCCUGAUCGCCGAUUCUCUGCUUGAAUCUACUGCCAGCUCCUAACCCUGCUAUUGGGUCUCAACAAUUUGUCCAAACCCUGAACUUCUGCCUUAAUUUUAAGCGGGUCAUUCAGAGUUGGGCCACUUCAGCUACUGACAUGCAGUAUGGAAGCACAUGGCUAUGAUUCAAGCACAUAUUCUACCUCAGACUCAGCAGCUUCACAAAUGGGUGAUGGAGAGACCACCAUCAUUGAUGAUGUCACAACAAGCUGUCAAGAACAACAACAUGUCUCCUCAGUCAAACAGGGAAAGCGAGAUGAAUGUCUCUUUAUUAAGGCACCACCUGCUGCUGCCACCAUCUCAUCUCGCUGGAGGAAGACAUGACUCAGAAAUGUGCAACAGGAAACAAAGUUGGAAGCCUGACAGAAAGUGAGCAAUAAAUAUGAACUCACAGCUUUUUUUCAACUUUGAACAUUGCAUGAAAGUAUGGACAUUAAGGAACAUAAAGCCCAAGUUUCACCAUUCCGUUAUGGAUGAAUUUGCUGACGUUCUUGCCCUUUCCUGCAGAAUUCCAAAAUGUAAUUAUAAAUGUAUUUUGUUGCUGA